Messenger RNA from Monodelphis domestica (gray short-tailed opossum), 16965 nucleotides. Lineage: Eukaryota; Metazoa; Chordata; Mammalia; Didelphimorphia; Didelphidae. The record is from RefSeq and is a predicted model, not a curated record.
GUUUACUUUAGAACAGAAUUUUAGCCAUGUAGGAGAAUAAUGCUCCUAUUCUUCUCCAUCAUGCCUGUGAUUCUAGAAGAUGAGGUUAUGGAAAUCUGUUCUUUUUCAUAGUAAAAUGUAGUUAUUCAGGAAUGAUGAAGGUACCAGCAUAUCAGUGUCCAACGGAAGAGGAGAAGCAACAUUCCACCGUACCAGUCUCCUGCCACUAAGAUGAGAAGAGGUGCCAUUUCAUCAGAUUUCUAACCUGGUUUCCUGCUUUAAAGAAUGGAGAGUAUCAAUCACCACUCUUCUACUCCAAGUUCUUCCUCCCUUGUUUGAACUGCCCAAGAUUUUGAAUGGAUUCUUCCUCAUGCUGUCCCUACCCCCCAGAUCAUAAUACUAUUGAUUUUGAAAAAUCUCUCUCAAUUUUUUACUUAUUGAUGAACAAACUCCCCUCCCUAGUUAUACCUUCCCCAUCCCAGGAUCCUGAAACCCCACCAGAUACCUGAAAAAUGUCUGAAAACUCCAGUGACAGUGAUUCAUCUUGUGGUUGGACUGUCAUCAAUCAUGAGGGGUCUGAUAUAGAGACAGUGAAUUCUGAAAAUGGUGUAGCAAAUGAAAGUCCUGAGUUUGCAGCAGAAGGGUACACAGCUUUAGUGCAAGAGGAACAUCAGCAUCAGCUUUUAGAUCAAGAAGGAAAUAGUAAAGAUGGCACAGUGUUAGUGGGAGAAACUACUUAUUUAGCUUUGGAAGAAACCAACUCAGUUCUCGAGACAGAGAAAGAAAAGUCACCUGAUGACAAUGUCUAUUUUGGGGCUAUCAGUGAUGAUUCUGACAUCGUUACCCUUGAACCACCUAAGCUGGAAGAAAUUGGAGCACAAGAAGAAGUUAUAAUUGUUAAAGACAUCCAGGGUUCUGAAGAUUUUAACUUAGGGUCUUCCUCUAGUAGCCAGUAUACAUUCUGUCAGCCAGAUACUGAAAGGUGGUGGGAGAAGCUGUGGAAGAUUCCAGAGUGCAUAAGGGGAUGGGAUGACCAACUGAAACACCAUGUUCCCAGCCAACUCUUUCAAGUAUUUCCAUCCCGGCCUAGUGAUGAUGAGUCAAGUAGUGAUGAAACAAGUCAUCAGCCCAGCCCCACACUGAGAAGACGACGUGCUCGAAAGAAGACAAUUUCUUGUUCAGAAUCUGAGGAUAGACCACCUAUUGAACAUGAAUCUGAUUCUCCCAAGGAAAAGGUGCACCAGCGCCACUUCAAUAGUAGCCUCAACAAGUGUAUUAUACUAGCUUUGGUGAUUGCAGUCAGCAUGGGAUUUGGACAUUUCUAUGGUACCAUUCAGAUUCAAAAACGCCAGGAACUAGUCAGAAAGAUACAUGUUGAUGAAUUGAAUGGUAUGAAGGAUUAUCUUUACCAAUGUCAGCAAGAACAAGGGGCUUCUGGUGAUAAGUCACUGAGAGAAAAUCUUGCAACAUGUUUGAGGCUUACGGAGGUGGAGAAGAUAGCCUUUGAAACGCAGAAAAAAACCCUAGCUACAGAAAACCAUCAUUUAAGAAUGUCUCUGGAGAAGGAAGAAAAAGCGUUGUCCUCCUUACAGGAAGAGUUAAGGAAAUUAAGAGAACAGAUUCGAAAUUUGGAAGAUAAAGAAACAAGUACUGAAUCGAUAGUUUCUGAAAAUCAAAAACUUAAACAGCAUUUAGAAGAAGAAAAGCAAAAAUCUCAUAGCUUUCUCAGUCAGAAGGAGACCCUCUUGGCAGAAGCACAGAUGCUAAGGAAAGAACUAGAAAAAGAACGACAAACAACCAUUGCCUUAAGGGAGGAACUGGAUCUUUUAAGCAGUAAGCAGUCAUCUGGUGAUAUAGACUCUCCCAAUAUACUGACUGAAAAUAAGGAAAUAGAAACUUUACGAGCAAGACUAACAGAACUGGAAUGGAAGCUAAACUUUGAACAACAACGAUCUGAUUUGUGGGAAAGAUUAUAUGUUGAAGCAAAAGAUCAAAGUGGAAGACAAGAAAACAAUGAAAAAAAUAAAGGUAGCAAGGGAACUAAUAAGGCUAGGAAGUCUAAAGAUACCUUGUUUGGUUCAGUUAAGGAAACUUUUGAUGCCAUGAAGAAUUCAACAAAAGAAUUUGUAAGGCACCAUAAAGAAAAAAUUAAACAGGCUAAAGAAGCUGUUAAGGAAAACUUGAAAAAAUUUUCAGAUUCUGUUAAGUCUACCUUCAGCCAUUUCAAAGAUACCACCAAGACUGUCUUUGAUGAAAAGGGGAAUAAAAAAUUUGGAGAUAAAAGAGAUGAAGCAACUAAAAAAGCAAAAACUGUUUAUCGUGAAUAUUUGCAUCCCCAACCUAGACCACCUUCUAAAAAUACACAUCAUAAAAGUCCCAGCAUGGCAAGAUCAGGAAGAAAACAAAAGUCAGUUCAGUUUGAAACAUUUGAGAACACAAAUUCACAGAAAUGCAGCACGAUUCAAGACUCAGUAAGAAAUUACCACUUUUUAAAAAACCCUUCUGAUUUUAUUGAAUGUGGUCAUGAGGAAAAGCAACCAGUUCAGUUUGAAACAUUUGGUAAAAACACAAACUCCCAGAAAUGCUCAACUGACAAAGACUGUGUGAAAAGUUCUCACCGACUAACAAAAGGCUGUUCUGGUGUUUUUGAAUGUGCUCAUCAGGAAUCUGUUAGCCUUUUCAACAGAGUAUUAGACCCCGUAAGAAUAGAUGAAUUUAAUCAAUUAAUGCAAAGAUAUGUGCAGGAAGAAGUAAAUGACUUCCAUCAUUGGGGAGAACUUCAGCAAUUCAUCAAUAAGUUUUUCCAUAACAGUGUCUUUAUUCAUGAUCAGAUGUUGUUCACUGACUUUGUUAAUGAUGUUAAAGAUUAUCUUGAAGACAUGAAGGAAUAUCAAGUAGAUAAUCAUGGAGUGUUUGAGGAUUUGGAUGACUAUAUAUAUAGACAUUUCUUUGGUGACACAUUUUCCCCUCAGUAUGGACCCAGGUUGGUUUCUAUAGUACGGUGUGAUUGGAAUAGUUUUUAAAUAUUCUGGAUAGCUACAGAUUAUAGGGAAAAAUUUUUUUUUUAAAAUAUUACUGAAAAAUUGAAACUAGCAACUAUUUUUCUCUACUAGAUAGGAAAAUUUUCUAGGUAUCUCCAGGUUGAAUUAUGGACACAAAAAAUUGUCUUAAAUUUUUUUUUCAGAAAUGUAGAAUCCUAAAAUUUUUUUUUCUCCCUUAAAAUAUAAAUGAAAUCUUAUUAGCAUAUUUCUUAGUCUUAAAGCCAUCCAGAAAUUUUUAUUUAUUUAUAAGUGGUGUUUUGACUAUAAAAAUGUGAAUUUUAAAAUAUAGUUUAUGGAAAUCUGCCCCUGGUUUUUUAGUCACAGUAUAUAUACACUAUAAUGCCUCCCAUGUCUUUUGUCAACAUAGCAACAUCUUUCUGUUUUUCUUUUUCACUGAUGAAAAAAUACAUUCUUUACUGAAAACCCUUGAUUUUUGAUGCAUAUAUUAGAAUGACAGCUGAAUAAGAGGUUAUAGAUGUUCAAAUUUCUCAAUCCAAAAGAAGCUGUCAGACUGAUUUUCAGCAGUAUCCUGUUUCCAUUGUUGUAUAUUUAUAAGUGUUUAAUGAGAUUUUUUUUUGCCCUAUGUGUAUUUCAUGCAGUAUAGCUUCUUUUUGGUAAUAAUUUUCCCUAAGUAGCCUAAUAUUUUUUAUUUGACUUUGUAAUUGAUUGAGGGUAUUCAUGUUUUAGUUAUCUUCCCACUAAUAUUUAAAAUGAAUUUCAAGGCAUGCCUGCUAUUCCAACAAAAUUACUACUCUCAAUUUUCAUGUUUCUAAUCAUUUUCAGUUCAGUGACUACUGUUAAAGGUUAUACACAUAAAAUAAAGCAUUGAGACUUGUGUAUAAAUAAAUACAGUAGGCUGGUCAUGUCACUAUCCCCCAACUCAGGAUUAGUUAUGUUAAUGAUGUAAAGGAGUUUUCAGUGAAUUUUUAAUGGAGAGCUUAAACUUUUAAAGCUGCUUUGAAUACUUUAAAAGCAUACUUUGCCUUCUUCUAGUCAUUAUAUUAACAGCAAAUAGUUAUAAACUAUGCCUAACACCUUAGGUUACAUAAAAACAUAUAACAUAUCAUAAAGCUUUUAAGGGGAAGAAAACAAUGUGCCAGACACUGUGCUGUGUGCUAAAAUAAAGUAAGCUCUUUAUAAUUAUUAUCUCACUUGAUCCUCAUAACAGCCUUGCGAAAGCAGGUGCUAUUUGUUAUCCCCAUUUUACAGUUGAGGAAACUGAGACAGGGGUUAAGUGACUCACACAAUUAAGUGUGUGAGGCUGGAUUUGACUCUGAGCCCAGUAAUCUAUCUGCUGCACCAUCUAGCUCUUAAUGCAGUUGGAUUGAAAGUAAGUGCUAUUAUCUUCAUUUUAUAGUAGAAGAAACUGAGGCAGACAAAGGGUUCAGUUAUAUUCCUAUUAAGUAUCUUGAGGCCAGAUCUUGCUGACUCCAGGCCCAGUGCUCUAUCCACUGUGUCAUCCAGCUUUUAAUCUAAUAGAAUAAAUUUGACAAAUGUAUACACAGUUAAAAAUUUUUUUAAUCAGAUUUUUAGUAUAUGUACUAUAGAAAUACUCAGAUAAGGGAGAAGUUGGUGUGGAUCAGAUUUUAAGAAAGGCUUUACCGAGGAAGAACUUGAAUUUAAAGAUAAGUAGGAAUUAAUGAGUAUGAGAGAAAAGACAAAUUUGGGGAUAGGGGAGCAAGAUAAAAAUAGUGAGUGAAUGUGGUUCAUGAAGGUGGGUUAACUUGACUGUUAGAUGAAGGUUUGUGAUGGGGGUAGUGGGAAAAAAGAUGGGUUAGGUAUCAGUCAGUGGGGAACACUGGCAAAUGACAGCCUUGGACAUUUGGAUCUUUGUCCAUUAAGGAACAGAUUCUUAAAGCAGAAACAUGUUGAGAGGGUUGUUUUGUGAAAAGAUUAAUCUAACUGUUGUGAAGGAUAGAUCACAGUGGGUAGAGGCUCAAAGCAGAUAGAGGAGUUUUUAGGCUACUGUGGGAGUAAUCCAGGCACAAAAUAUUCUUCUUGUUAAUAAAAUUGCAUUAAAAAAAAAAAAGAAUUAGUAAGGUUUUACUGACUUUUAAUGUAUCCUUCUUAGAUGUUAGUGUUUUAAAAAACUAGUUUGAUUUUUUAAAAAUAUAACCCUUACCUUACAUCUUAGAAUCAAUACUGUGUAUUGGUUCUAAGGCAGAAGAGUAGUAAAGGAUAGGCAAUGGGGGUUAAGUGACUUGCCAAGGGUCAUACAGCUAGGAAAUGUCUAUGGCCAUAUUUGAAUCUAGGACCUCCUGUCUCUAAAUCUACUGAGCCACCUAGCUGCCCCCGUUUUUAUUUUUUUUUUACAUCACUUUAACAUUUCAAUAAAUCCUUUCCCCUUGCUACCCAGUGAGAUAGCUCCUUGUAACAAAAUAUAAAGUGGGGAGGAAGAAACAUUUGGACAAAAUUUAGACAUUGACCUCUAAUUUGUCUAUAGAUGCAAUGUCUUGCUCCUAUGAUUCCUUGCCUCUUUAAGAGGGAGCUACGUUUCUUAUCUCUUUUUCUGGACCAACUGUCAUUUGUUGAAGACUUUUAAGAUUUUCUCCUUUUUUUUUUCAUGACAUUAUUUAACCCAAGAAGACAAAAAAGAAUUGGAUGGAUUUUCUGUUUAUUAAUUGUUCAUAUAUGCAAAGUUCAUGCUGUAGAGAUUUUGAUGAUCUUAGGUAGGGAAGGGACAGGAGUUAAAUAAUGGUAUUAGAAAAACAUUCAUAAAGAAACUUUUUUGGGGGGUAGUUUUUUUUUUUAAGUUAAAAAAACUUUUAGGAGAAAAUUCUUAAGCCACUAAUUGACUUUAAAUUAUCUUUUUUUUCAGAGUUGUUUAAAAUUUAUUGGAAAAAAAAUCUUUAUUUUCUUUCCCUAAUUUUAAAGGAAUUUUUUUCUAACAUAGAAAAAAAUGUGUUUACUGCUUUCAGUCGCCCUGAUAAAAAGCAUCGUAUGGUUAAUAUUGAAAACUCCAGGCAUCGAAAACAAGAGCAGAAGUACCCUCAGCCACAGCAUUAUAAGAGGGAAGGUAAAUGGCAUAAACAUGGUCGAAGUAAUGGAAGACACACGGCAAAUCUUGAAAUAGAAUUGGGGCAGUUACCUUUUGACCCAAAAUAUUGAACAUGAUUAAGUAAAUUAGAUAACUUUAAGGGAAUUGUGGAUGUUCUCUACUCUGUUCAGUAUUGAAAACUAAGAAACUGAAGUUACUAAGAAGUCAAUGUCUUUCAUCUCUAAAUAUCAGUUUGGUGAAUUUUACACUGUUAUUCAAAAGCAUCCGUCAAAGCUUACUAACUUGCAUUUUCUUUGUAGUUUAGCUCUGCUGAAUUCUUUUUGGCAAUGGAAAUAAGUUUGGUUGUAGUUUUACUGCUAGGGAAGCCAGGCAUGCAAUAGGUUUUGUGCAUGAAAUGGUUUUUUUUUUUUUUCAUUUUUAAGGUGAGACAAGCUCUUGUCAUAUAUGACAAAGUAAAAUUAACACUGAUAUUUGUUAACUUUGGUGUUGAGCUGCCUUGGAAAAAAUAUAUUGUGAUGGAAUUUCAUCUCUGUUAAUGUUUUAUAAACUUUCUUUUUUGUCUUUUCUUUGGGUUCAAGAGCCCACUGACUUGUGAAGAAUUUGAUGACUCCUUAAUGAGCUUGCUUGACUUGUUCAUUGGUGAAAUUUCUUGCACAUCUGAAUAUUGUGGAAGGAAAAAUAAAACUACACCAUGGGGAAAAAGGUCUUUAUUGACAAUGUAGCAUUGUUAAGUAUGUGAUUUUACUAUUGUUCUAAGAAAAUGUCUGUCACUUGGUAAGUGGUUUAUAGAAGUUGUUAUUCGCUAUUCCAUAAAACGUGUCCAUUUUGAAAAAAAAUCCAGAAGUUUUGAUGUCUUCACAAGUAAAUACAGUUUCUCCAAGAAAGACAUAAUGCAGUUUGAAAUCUCAUCUUUAGAUGACUUAAUUUUUACUUCCUUUCAUAAAGAUAUAUAUGGCUUCCAAUUCGGCCUUCAGGCAAGUGAGUGUGGAAGAUAACAGCAAUUCUCUUGUAACCAUUUGUGAUUAGAAAGGUCUUUAUUUCCUAUAAAUGUAAAAUAGGUAGUUUUAAGGAAAAAUCACAUUUCAACUGAAGAUUUUUAAAGAAACUUAUUUUAGUUGCUUAAGGACAUUGUACAUUAAGUACAUUUUUUUUCAACAACUUCUAAAUUAUGACAACCAAUUUAUUUAAUCAGUUUACUUGAUUAAAAAUGAAACCAGAGGAUUUGGAUUAAGCCAAGUUAAAGUGACUUGGCUAAGGUAUGACAGUACCAUUAAAUACCAUCUGUAUGAGGAGGAAUUUGAAGUGAACAUACCAUGGCAGUUUCCCAAAGUUCUCUCAUCUUUACUCACCUCUUCUAAAACGCUGAAGAUGACUAGGUGGGUGGGCAACAAUAUAUCACUGGAAAACUCUUGAUUUAGCCAGCUUAAUGGACUGAAGUAAAAUUUAUCUGCUUCAUCAAGAUAAUUCUCAUUUCCAUUCAAGUCUGGGGGACACUGAAGAAAUCUUAUUGGAAGUGGACAGUGUACAUGGCUGAGGGGGAAAAAAUUACAAUUUUUAAAAUGUUGAAAAAUGUGGAAAAUAUUGAAAUUGCCCCCAAACUAAGCUUGCUUCUUAGCACACAUGGCUGAUCAAAUUGCGGCUCUGUUUAAGGUCCGGGGUGAAAGCCCAGAAUGAGUCUUUAGUAGAUAGUUUUAUUUGUUAAUGUAAGCCUAAGUUAGUGGUUUCAAAUGACAAGGGUUUUUUAACCCCCACCCCCAUUUUCCCAUUUCAAGCAAAUGUUAGGUUGUAUUUAAUACAAAUUUGAUAGCAGAACAACUGUGAAUUCUUGAGCAUAUAAGAAAAUUCUCUCAAUCAUGCAAUUUAAAGUGGAUUUAACCAGUCUGCAUUUCUUAAACGAAAAAAACAAAGUAAAAACUAAAUCUCAGUUUCUCAUUGAGUUAAGAUGCCAUAACUAGUGAUAUAAUGCAGAACUAAAAUUAUACUAUUAUUUCGCAAGCCAUGAAAUUUUUUAAACAUUGCUUGUAAAGUUCUGUAAUACUAAAUCACUACUCCUAUUAACUUAUAAUUUAAGAAAAUACGCUCAUCUCUCCUAUAAUUGGGCAACAAUUCAUCUAGCAUUUGCAAAGCAACUACUGUUGUAUAUAAGGAACUGGGAAUAAAUAAUUUUACUACAGAUUACUCUUGAAGCUGUGGGAGAGAAUUAGAUCGCUAAGAGAGCUAAGACAAAGCCUUGGAGGAUGCCCAUAUCUAGAAGGUGGGGGGAAGAGGUUGAAUUAGAGAAGACCAAAAGAUUAAGAAAGGACAAAAGCAGGCUAAGAAGGAAUUAGACUGGGUAAAGAACAGAGUUGGCAAUUAAGAAAGUCAUCAAUAGAGCUGUAAGCAAAGCAAACAGUUUCUAUAGAGUGGUGGGGACAUAAAUGGAGGCAGGAUUUGCUCCUUAAACUUUUAUGGUGAGAGAAAUGUAGUUCAAAGGCAAAGUCAAGGAGAAGUUUUUUUCUUCUGGUUAAAAGGAAACCUGAGCAAGUAUGUCAGGAAGGACCCUGUAGAGAGAGAGACUGAAGAUGAGAGAGGGAAGGGGCACCAGUAGAGAGGUCUUGACAAGAAGUCACUUCGUUUUCAACCUAAGGAGAAAAGAGAAUGAAAUGAGAAAUUUUGAGGUAUUAUGGGGAGGACUCAUCAUGAAUGGUCUUGUCUGUUGAGAACUGGGGUAGUGGUGGUAGAGGAGGUAGGUCGAGAAGGUUUGAAAUUACUGUUGUGAGAAAUAUAUAACAUGGAGAAAUUAAAAGAUGCUUUGGGAUUGCUGUCCAACAAUAAUGACCAAGUGGGCUUAGACUGCAUUAAGUUUAGUGGAGCCAGACACCAAAUCAUUUAGCCUGUGGGGAUGAUAAUAGUACUCAAGGUUGUUGUGAGGAUCAUAUGAGGUAGUAAAUGUAUAGAUAGUACUUUGGAAAUUUAAAUACAUAAAUCUUACUGAUAAUAAUUAUUAUUUGUGCUUAAUAGUGGCCCAAUGUUAAGAUUAACACAGUAGAAAUAGAAAGAUGGAAGUUUUGACAAGGGAGCAAACUUUUUGAACAUGAAAAACAUGACCCUGUUGAAAUGGUUGAAUCAUGGACAGAAAUUUGAAGUGGAAAGAAGAAAAAUCAGAAUAGGGCUGAUGAACUGGGAAAAGAGAAACCAAAGAAAUGAAAGUCAACAUGAGGACAAAGGGCAGGCUCUAUAGAGAACUGAGGUCGUUUUGGAGAGAUAGAAGGAACAAGAGAUUGCAAACUGAGAAUUUUGAAGGGAGGCAUUUUUUUAAAAGAUGAGAUCUAAGGUAUACUCCAAGGGGUCCUUAAGACUGCAAGGAAUGGGAGUUAAGUUAACCAGUUUGUCUAGCUUGAAUUUCAGGGAUGCUAUUAUCCUUCACUUUCUGUGGAAACAGAGACACCAAAACCACAGACACUGACCACUAUACUGCUCUAAAUUUGGGUUACUGAAUGAUGAGUUCUGGUAGGUCAGGUGGAUCGCAUCAGUAUACCUUACGUGGUUAACUUCUCAUACUUCAAAAUAUCCAUACUCCAGUACAUCUAAUUGGAAAAUACCUUCUUAACAGGAAAUCUAGCUACAAGGAAAAAUAACUUCUCACCAGUAACUUGUAACUGUCUUACCCUCUUAGGAACAGGUACAAAGCUAUGUGGACCUAUUUUAAAACUUCUUGAAUGGAUGAACUACUUUAGGUUGGUAUUUCAUAUUUCACAUCCCAUUGUAGAGCUGUUUAUUAUCUUUGAUUAAAUUAUAUUAAAUUUUAGGAAAAAAAUUUAAAACAGUUUUAAAUUUAAGAUCUUAAAUGUUAUUAAAUUUAAUUAGAAAUGUCUUAUUCAUCUUAGUGGUCAGUACUAAUACAUUUGAAGAAAUGUUUUAAGUAGAUUUUUAAAAAAAAUCAUCUGAUUAUCUGUUAAUUUGUAUCUAGGGAUUAAAAAAAAAAAGAAAACAUUUUAAAAUAGUGCCAUUACUGAACGAAUUUAGUUACCUGUAAUGAGGAGUAGAGUGGCAAGGCAUCAUUACAAAGAUGGAGGCUGAAGAAUUAUUGUCACAGAGUCCUUGAAUAUGAGUCAUAACAUCAAGAGAACCACGUUGAUGAAUCAAACCAGUGUAGAGUGCUAGAGUCACAUUUGAUAAAAACAGGAAACUUAGUGCUGGUUUCUUCCAGGUUUUCAAGUGGUUUAAAGAGUGUCCUAUAAAGAUAUACAAAAUGAGUCCAAAUUACUUGGCAAUAUUUAAGGUUUUUUUUUUUUAUAUUGUGACAAUAAUAAUGCUAAUUUACUGAGGGUUUCAUGGUUGAAUAUUUUCUAAAGAUUUUCUAGGAUUCUUGAUUAUGUCUUUUAUCAUUUCCUAAUACUUUAUCCAUCUGUUACCAUUUAGCUCUAACCUACCUCUUCAUUUACCCAUUUUUUCACUUCUGCAUCAAGCUAUGCAGUUGUUUACCUAUCUCUGUGUAUAUUUGUGUGUGUGAACAUUAUUGUAUCCCAUAGGCUCAGAAGGGGUGGGAAAAGGUCCUUAGAAAUUCUAGUCCAGUCUCCUAUGAGUAUUGUAACUACUGAAUAUGUCCCUUGUGGGCACUGAAAACUUUAUCGAUGUUCAAUAAAGAUCAAUGAUCUCUACAAUUUGUGUCUGGGAUGCAUACUAUAUCCAGAUUCUCUAUUCAAUAGGUAAAGGAGGUCCACUACAGAUUCUGGCAUGAAGUCCCAAUGCUAUUCCAGGCAGGAGACUGUAAAACAGCCAUUUUUCCAUAGCAAAACUACAGAUUGCCUCUAUUCUGUCUUUUGACACAGUCAUCCAGCCUUUAGUGAUGGAUAUCCAGUGCCUCACAAAACAGUCCAUUUCCAAUUCUGAUGGCUUGAAUUGUUAAGAAGCUCUUCCUUAUAUUAAAAUGAACCAUAUUUUAGCGCUUAGUUUACAAGGUUCCUCUCAAAUAGAAAAGGAAAGACUUUGCUCCAUAGCAGUGGCAACCAUUAGUUUUAAUUCUGUCAGAGGAAAUGAAAUCCAAGUUUUGAGAUGCUUAUGUAAUGAUCUCUAAAUUACUAAUAUUAUUAAUAGCCAGAUUUGGUGGUGGUGAUGGAGGUGGUGGUGGUUUCCACUUGGAUUUAAAGUCAGAAAUUUGUAAUAAAAUUAAUACCUCAGUGUACCCCAGAUGAAGGGACAGCUAGGUGGUACAGUGGAUAGAGUGCCCGGCCUUGAGUCAGGAAGGUCUAAGUUCAAAUCUAGCCGUAGAUACUUACUAGUUGUGUGAUCCUGGGCAAAUCACUUAAUUCUGUUCACCCCUUUUUCUAGAAAAUGAGCUGAAGAAGGAAAUGGCAAACCACUCCCAAAUGGGAUCACAAAGAAGUCCCCCCCACCCCCGAAAUAAAAUUCUUAGUUCUAAUUCAAUAAACAUUUUAUAAAUACUAUGAUGAUCAAAACACUGUACUAGGUGCUGUGUACAAAGAUAAAGUAAGAUAUAGGCUUUGCCUUCAAGUAGUUUACCCUCGUAUCUCAUUUUCCAGGCAAGGUUCUUAGAAAGGACAUGUCUUUAAGGGAUAUUAAAGGAUUCCCUAAUUUUAGCCAUCAAACUAGGCUUAUCUUGUGCAUUGAGAUUAGUAGUACAAGGGUUCUUCUUACAAAGUUGAAAUUUUGAAUAUUUAAAAGGAGAGGGAAAUAAAUAUCUCUGGUACUUAUCUAAUAAACCUUAAAUUGUAGAAUUAAUUAUAUGCCAGUACUAUAAUUCUAAGCUGUAAUACAUACAUCAUGAACAAGUUAUUUUCAGAAGUGGAAAGUCAACUGUAUUCCUGCAUAGCAUUAUCUAAUCCAAUAAAGUAUAAGAUAACAAUCUAGAUGACUUUGCAGGAACAUUUGCAAAGGAAGUAGGAGAAAGAGAGGGGACAUGCUACUAGAUGCAUUUUACAUCCUAGCUGAUCAGCUGGGAGAAGUGCAAGUGGAAGGUAAGACAGGUCUGUAUCAUAAGAUCCUCCACUUCAAUUCUUACACAAAUAAUACCUAUACAAAUAAUUACAGAUGUAUUGGGGAUACAAAUAUAGUUCAAUCUAUAGGUCACACACUGACCUUGUACAGGGAUUUUUAACCUUUUUUGUGUCAUGGAUCCAUCUGGCAGUCUGGUGAAGCUUAUGGAUUCUUUCUCAAUGUUUUUAAUUGUAUAAAAUAAAAUGCAUAGAAUUAGAAAACUAUUAAAAGUGUAAUUUUUUUAUCAUCCAUUUUCACAGGGACCCCCCCCCCCAAACUAAAAUUUGAUCCAUAGAUUCUAGGUUAAGAACCUUUAUUAAGAUUCUCUUCCAUGAAACAGAUGUGUGGAGGAGAGAAUUUGAAAAGCUUGCAACAAGGUUGAAUAAAAAAGGAGUUGGAAUUGGCUAUUAAAUGUAAUGACAGCAUGAGGAUUCUGGAUAUGUGUGCUAAGGAGACAAGGAAUGAAAGCUGGGAAGAACUCUGCCAGUCUUUGUAAUUUUGUCCUGGUAGCAACUGAUAUGCCACUGAAAAUCACUUGUUUUUGGCAGAGUUGGGAUGUCGGGAUUCACUUAGAAAGCAGUAAACCUCAGCUAAUUUUGAUUUCAGCUUAAAUCAUCUCUGGCAAGCAAGGCUCUCUAGUCUUCAUUCCAGCCUCUCAAAUUGCUUAAAUAAAACUAAUGCUAAUAAAACUAGUGCUAAUUUUUUGCAAGGCACAACAAAGUUCUACCACCACUUUUGAAAAGCAAGAAUGUUAAGAAUAUAUAUGUACCAACUGCUAGCUUCUGACUGUCACAGAAGUAGGAGGAUACUCUUAGGUGAUCUUCAUAUACUUUAGACUCCCUGCAUCUCUUCCCUUUCCUCCAUUAUUUGAGAAGACUAACAUAUUAAAUACCAAGGGUUUCCUAUAUUUAUAUAGGUAUAUUGGUAUGGACCUGUGACUUCAUUGGCAUAGGGAAUUUCUUGGUACAAUUUUAUCAGCAAAUAUCAAGUCAUCUGUCACUAAAUCCUAGUUGCCUGCAAGUCUAAAAAGGCAGGGCUUGAAGCUGGAUCAUUAGGCCCCAAGGCUGGUCCUUGAUUCAUUAAAUGAAACUACUUUCUUUCUUUGUAUGUUUGGUCCUAAUUAAUAUCCUGGCAUUGGUUUUGAAGGAUUAGCAUUGGUUCAAACUUGGUGGCAUUAGUAUUUAUUUGUGACUCAUUUCUGCUCUGGAGUUCCCAGUAAAAAACCACCAAAAUCAAAGUAGAGAUCUCAAGUUCCUUAAUAGGUGAUUUCCAAGUAGUACAAUAGGGUCUUUCUUAGUCCCAUUUCUAUUUGAUCUCAAUUUAAAAAAAUAGGAUUAUAUGGCCCAGAAUCUUUUCCUUCUGAUUAGAUUUUACAAAAUGUUUUAUGCACACACACACACCCAAAAUGGUCUUACUAUUUUAAUCCAUGUAAGUCUUGAAAGCUCCUGUCAAAGUUUCUAAGAAGAAAUUUAAGAGAUUUCAUGGAAGAAAACUGGCAAAAUUUGAAACCUUGAAGCUAAACAAAAGCAUCAGGCACAAAUUAGGAGUUGUGUUUAAAUGUUAAGCAAAAAGUUGAAUCUCAUUUCUAAAUGGAUUGUGUCUUACUAAGGACAGUGACUUUGGAGAACAUGAUAGUAGCCUAGGCAGAGGAGAAGUCAUCACAGAUCACUAUGCAGAAUACAGAUUUAGCCAUUAGAUGCAGAAUUUGAGGGCUGGAAGGACCUAGUCUAAUUUUACAAAUGAAAAACUGACCCAGAGAAGUGGCUUGCCUAAAAUUACAAGGCUAUUGUCAGUUCAGUAAAAGAUGGAAUAGAAAGGAGAAGCAGAUCAUCAGGGCUAUUACAGAGAACCAUACAAUAAGGGUCUGAGAGGGAAAUCUAAUGAACAAAGAGGAAGGGGCAGGUGUCAUAAUGUAGAAGUAAAACAAGUCUUUGGCAGUUACCAGAUAUGGGAAGAAUCAGGGAGGAAUGAUUCCAAAGUUUUGAAUCCAGAUGACUGAAAAGAAAGUAAUAUCUGAAGCAAAAAAUUGAAGUAGGAGAAAGUUUGAGUAGAAAUAUAAUGAAUAAAGUUUUAGACAUGAUGAAUGAGAUGUCAGCAGUAUACUCCAGCCAGAGAUACAUUAAACUGUAAGUUUGGGGUGAGUUCUGAAGAGAAACUGGAACUAGAUUUGGGAAUUAUCUGCAUAUGGGGGAUAAACGGAAGUACUGAGUGGGAGUAGAUAUGAUUGCCAUGACUGCAGCAGAAUAAGAGUAAUAGUAAUGCAGAAGGGGGAAAUACUCUAAAAGAUUUAGGAGCUAAAUGAAUUUGUGGGGCAAAGGGGGAGGAGUCAAAGAUGUCACAAAGUUUUCAAGCCUAAGUGACAAGGAAGAUAUGAUGGUACUAUUCUAAAAAUUAAGAAAAUCAAGGAGAAAUGGGUCAGGAGUUAAGAUGAUUUUAGGUAAAGACAUUGAGAAGUCUAGGAAAUGUGCUUUUGGACUUCAGGAAGACCUAGAGAGAAAUGAUGGAAGAGAUAGGUACAUAGAGAAGACAGUUUAGUCCCUGGAGUUGAAUGAGAUUACCAAGGAACAGAUACAGAGAAAAGAACUGAAGAAAAAAAUGCCUCAAAAUUGGAAAGGACCUCAAGAAUAUAUGUUUGGUGUGAGGGGAAAAAAAAAGGCAGUGCUAGGAGACAGAAGGAAUGGCUAGAGAUAGAAUCAGGAGAGUGAAAUCUUAAGAAAGCUGGAAGAGGUCACAAUUUCUAGAUGAGGACAGGGAAAUCGCCAGUUUCAAAUGCUGCUGGAAGGUCCAGGCGACUAAGGGUUUGGUAAAUGGAUCAAUGGGUUCCUUUGAGAGCAGUUUUAAUGCUGUGGUGAGGUCAGGUGCCACAGUGCAAGGCACUUACAGAUGAGUGGGUAUUGAGUUGGAAGUGGCAAGUGUAGACUACUUUUCAAAAGAUAUGGACAGCUUUGAGGCAAAAGAGCCUAGGAAAGAUGGUUUUGUUUUAAAGGAGAGGAGAUGGGACAGCUGGGUGCUUCAGUGAAUUGAGAGCUAGGCCCAGAGAUGGGAGGUCCUGGGUUCAAAUGUGGCCUCAGAAACUUACCCUGGGCAAGGCAGUUAACCCCAAUUGCCUAGCCCUUACCCUUACCACUCUUCUGCCUUAGAACCAAUGCACAGUAUUCAUUCUAAGAUGGAAAGUAAGGGUUUAAAAAAAAAAAGAGAGGAGAAAUGAAUCUAUUUGUUAUUGAUAGAACAGGUAUAAGGCAGAAUGAAGGUGAAGGCAAAGAUGGAUGAUGUAAGAGAUGAAUGAUUAUUCAUGAAGCAAGAUCCUGAAAGGUGAUAUGAUUAAAGAAUGAAGAGAGUAGCUUUAGAAAACUCUAGAGAAAGAUGAGUGAAGAAAUGUUCAAAAUCUAAUAGCUCACACUUGUAUAAUGCUUUAUGCUUUACAGAAUACUUUGCUUCCAACUGUUCUGAGAAAUAAGCAAUACAAAAUUAUCCCUGUUUUGCAAAUGAAGAAACUGGCUCAGAAAGAAUAAGUUACUCUUGCUCAUGUUCAGAACUGUGAUUCAAAUCUCUUCCAAGCGCUAACAUUCUAUGAUUUUGCUUCUCUUAAGUGUGAGCCAUGUCCUCUAGAGAGAUAUCGUCCUAAAGGGAUGUAUGUUUCUCAGGAACCCCUUUGGGCUGUAUUACAGGGUUUGGAUGGCGGUGAGGGUUCCGUCUCAUAGGAGCAAAGUUUUACCUCUUCACCAUCAGUCACCAUCCCAAGUGACUGAAGUGUCUGGCAAUAACAAAUAUUAUGGUAGUAGGGUAGUGAUAAUUGUUACCUGUUCAGACCUUAUUGAAAAUUCUUGCAAAGCAGAGCCCAAAAUCUUUGGGACACAGCGGUAUGAGCCUAUAGCAUACUGAUUGAAAAAAAAAAAGACAUCCUAAAAAAUACAUUUCAUAAAAAAAAAAAUUACAUACCUAUAUAUAUUUAUAAAACACUUUAAUUUUUUAUUUUUCUGUCAACUAUACUGUGGACAGAAUUUAGAACUCCCAUCAGCUAGAUCUAGUCUUUAUGCAUCUACAAUGGAAUUAAAUCCAAACAGUUCCACAAAUAGUUACUAGGACCAUAAAUGCAAGGCACUGAGCUGCUGUGCAAGUUGCUAGUUUUACAAAGAUAGACACAACGUAAUCCUUUCUCUUAAACUUACAGUCUAGUGAGGGCAGUCAUGUGCACAGAUAGGUGUAUACAAAGGGCACUAUGAUAAAUGAAAAAGGAAGAUCUAAAGUCUUAUGAAGAAUUUGAAGAAGCAAUCAAAUGUUCAGCUGAUGAUGUGAGAAUCACCUUUCAAAAUCGUGCUGUUGCCAACUUCAGAACUAAAGACUGGACUUAAAUCUGCUAAAGUUGAUUCCAUUAUUAAGAAGUAAUUUCAAAAUGAGGCACUCCUGAUUAGAAACAAUGUAGAUACAAAGUUCUGUAGGUGCUUCUGGAUAAUUAGAACUUUUACUACAUAGUUAAUCUUACCUUUUUUUUUUAAACUUAGGUAAACCUUUAUAACCAUCUGUUUACAGAACAUGACUACUACCAUUAUCAAAAGGAAGAUAUCAUUGGUCUCCUCUCCCUGUCUCCUCUAAACCUAUAUUUUGCCAAAGUUCCUGACAUGCAGGAUCUUUCCAUAUUAUUUCUUAUUCUUGUAUAUUUAGCUAAACCAGAAGUUUCUUGGAAUUUUGACAUAAUUAACAUAGGAAAAGGUAAGAUAUGCAACUAAACUUUCAAAACCUCCUGUUUUGUCCUGGCUGCUUCAGACUCUAAGCCAAAUUACUUUAUGUAAUACACUUAAAUCAACAUGAUUUAUUGGGUAAAUGGAUCUUUUCAUGAAAUUACCUCUGAAAUGUCAUAUAUUUUCAUGCUUAGAAACUUGUUCUAAUGCUAUAACUUAUUCUGAAGAUCAUGCAUGCUGUAAGCCUUAGAAUGGAUUUUGGCUGAAAACAAUAAAAUUUUCACCAGAUAUA